Alternaria postmessia is the source of this 3924-nucleotide messenger RNA. RefSeq lists its product as uncharacterized. Lineage: Eukaryota; Fungi; Ascomycota; Dothideomycetes; Pleosporales; Pleosporaceae. Gene Ontology annotation, cellular component: membrane. Gene Ontology annotation, biological process: transmembrane transport. The coding region runs from base 1 to 3924 and encodes 1307 amino acids. The record is from RefSeq and is a predicted model, not a curated record. The transcript has 2 exons. Gene Ontology annotation, molecular function: ABC-type transporter activity; ATP hydrolysis activity; ATP binding.
AUGCCUUUCAGCAAGCCCUCGGGGGCCUCUAUCAGGCAGUUAUUUAGCUUUCUCCAUCUCCUCUUCUACGCAGACCCGACAUGGCUCGACAAGAUACUGGUGUUUGUUGGCGCUAUAGCUGCCAUCGCAGCAGGCGUACCGUUCCCGCUCAUUGGAAUCGUCUUUGGUCAAUUGGUCGAUGAGAUCAAUGUAGCAACAUGCAACAAUCGCGAUGGUGGCUCGAAUGGGGACGAAGAAGCCGAUAUCACGCCCAAGAUUCUAUUGCUUGUCUACAUCGCUAUCGGUAGCUUCGCUUGCAUCUACAUACAUCUUGUAUGCUGGAACUUGGCAUCGCAGCGGCUAGCUCAACGCAUCCGAGACCGCUACCUUAGGAACCUGCUACGACAAGACAUGGCCUUCUUCGACAACCUACAAGCCGGAGAAGUAUCAUCUCGACUCAAUGGCGACAUUCAAGCCAUCGAGAGCGGAACUGGCGAGAAGGUCGGUGUGGCAUUGACUUGCCUCUCCUUCUGUGUUACUGCAUAUAUCGUUGGCUUCAUCAAGAACGCCGAGUUGGCUGGCAUGCUCGUAUCGUUAAUCCCUGCAUUCUUGCUUAUGGCAGUGGUUGGUGGUCACUUUGUUGGCAAGUAUAGUGCCAGGCUCGGCUCAUGCUUUGGGUCUGCUAGCGCUAUCGCGUCUGAAGCCCUCAGUCACGUCGGUCUCGUGCACGCGCUCGGGGCGAAUGCAAGACUCGAAGAGAAGUUCGAGAGCCACCUAGGCAAUGCUCGGGAAGCAGGCAUCAAGAAAUCCAUGGCUGCUGCUGUACAAGCUGGUCUGCUCUACUUUAUCGCCUUUUCAGCUAGUGCCCUGGGUUAUUGGCAGGGUAGUCGUAGAGUCGCAGACUCUUUAGAGGGCAAGGGCAGUGCCACUAUUGGAGAAAUCUAUACUGUCACCUUCAUUCUUCUAGAUGGUGCUAUUGUUUUGAGUCAGAUCGCGCCCAUGUUGCCACUGUUCGGUGGUGCCAUAUCAGCAUUUGGGCGCUUGCGCAAGGAUAUCGAAACUCAGCCUACCAUCGAUAACACGUCGUCAUCUGCGGAAAAGCCUACUAACGUCGAGGGUACUGUUGAGUUCCGCAAUGUUGCGUUCACAUACUCUUCAAGGCCUGACCAUCCCGUGCUGAACGGUAUCAACUUGACAUGCGAAGCCGGUAAAAUGACUGCCAUUGUUGGUCUCUCUGGUAGCGGCAAAUCUACCGUCGCAAGCCUCAUCAGCCGCUUCUAUGACCCGCAAUCCGGUGACGUACUUCUGGAUGGGCGCAACGUCAAAGACAUCAAUAUCAAGACUCUCCGAGGCUUCAUCAGCCUUGUGCAACAAGAACCAUCGCUUCUCGAUCGCUCUAUCCUGGAGAACAUCGCUCUUGGUCUAGUCAAUAGUCCACCUCACGCCCACCUCGAGAAGACACUGUUGAGUGGCAUCCUCGCCCAAGUUGCAGAAGACGUUAGGGGCGGCCAAGAACUCAAUCGUGUUGCCGAGAACGCUGGCCCAGAAGUGGUAGAGAUCCUUCAGCUGGUGAGACAGGCUGCAGACCUUGCCGAUGUUGCUGUAUUCAUUGACCGCCUGGAAUUCGGCUUCGCGACCUCAGUCGGUUCAAGUGGCAGCCUUGUCAGUGGUGGGCAGAAGCAACGUGUUGCUCUUGCUCGAGCGCUUGUCCGCGACCCGCGUAUCUUGAUCCUCGACGAGGCCACUGCUGCCCUGGAUUCUGCCAGUGAACAACGUAUCCAAGCUGCCAUAGACCGGGCUUCCCAAGGCCGAACAGUGGUCUCGAUCGCGCAUCGACUGUCUACCAUCAGAGCUGCUUCGAAAAUCAUCGUCAUGAAGAAGGGUGACAUCAUCGAGCAGGGCACUCACGAUCAGCUAAUGGAAUUCGACGGAUCAUACGCGGACAUGAUUCGCCUACAAUCUGUCAAAACCGAGGAUGGCCCAUCAAGCUCAAGGACCAGUGUAGAUUCACGCGACACUAUCUCUGACGAGAAGUUGGCACUGAGCGCUCAAGAGCCUGAUGCUGUACCAGCAAACGAUACGCAGGCAGUCGACCCCGUUGAGCAUACCAAGGGUGUCGUUAUUUCAGGUUCCAUCAGGAAGACCAUGUUUCCAUUAACACGACCGUACAUGGGUAUCGUGGUGCUGGCUUUCUGCGGAGCACUGAUAGUAGGAGGGCAAUACUGCGGGUCUGGCCUCUUAUUCGGUAACAUCAUGGGCACCAUGUCCCCUUGCAACUCUCCAGACUACAUUCGGUCUAGGGGUGAGUUACUGUCCGGAAUGUGGUUCAUGCUUGCCUGCGUUGCUUUCCUUGCCAACUUCACCAGCUGGGCAUCAUUCGGUCUCUUGUCUGAGCGACUUAUCUACAAGGUCCGCAAUCUGUCUCUGCACACGCUGCUCCAGCAGCCGCUGCAAUGGCAUGAAUCCGAGGCGAGAAACCCAUCGAUGUUACUUGAGUUCAUCACUAAGGACGGCAAUUCGUUGGCAGGCUUUAGCGGCUCCAUCAUCGGCACACUUUUCUCCGUCGUUGUUAACUUCGUGGCCGCUAUUAUCCUAUCUCACAUCAUCGCAUGGCGAAUCGCGAUCGUAUGUCUCGUUAUCGUGCCGCUACUUUUGGGUGCUGGUUACAUGCAGUUACGCGCCAUCGGCCGCUUUGCUGUAAAGCAUGCCGGCGCGUUCUCAUCUUCCAUCGGUGUUACUAUCGAAGCCGUUUCGAACAUCAAGACUGUGCAUGCAUUGUCGAUUGAAGAAGAGAUCAUACAAACCUACCGGAGAUCGUUGAAGGCUCCGCGCAAAGAGAUGGUGAAGCAAAGCUUCAAGACCAACGUCUGGUUAGCUGUCGCCAAUUCUUGUGGUAGCUUCAUCUACGCCUUUGCCUACUGGUGGGGCUCGAAGAACAUCAUCGAAGGCAGAUAUACCCAGACCGAGUUCUUCGUCAUCCUCAUCGCCAUGCUCGUCUCCGCACAAUUGUGGGGUCAACUAUUCACCCUCGCGCCUGAAAUAGCCAAGGCCAAGAGCGCCAUCGGGCGCAUCUGUGGACUGAUCGAGCUCGGCAAGGACACACCCUCUACAGGACACCAGAAGGCACUAUCCGAAAAAGCACAGGACGAUGUUGAGGCAAAUGCUGAAUCGCCAUUGCCCGCCUCCUCACAAGGUGGUGCCAGAGUUGUCUUCCGAGAUGUCGGCUUCGCGUAUCCAGCGCGUCCCGGUGUUCCAGUGCUGACAUCACUUUCAUUGACCAUCCAGCCAGGUCAAUUCUGCGCCUUGGUUGGUCCUUCAGGUGCAGGCAAGAGUACUGUCCUGGCCCUUCUUGAGCGAUUUUACUCUCCUUCCUCAGGCAGCAUCUCCAUCAAUGGGUUCGAUAUAUCGCGACACCAUGGCGCGUCUUUCCGCGAUGAUAUCGCCUAUGUUCCCCAAGAGAACGUACUCUUCCAAGGAAGCAUCAAGUUCAACAUCGGGUUGGGAGCAAGACCCGGUCAUGAACCAUCCGACGAGGAGAUUCAAGAAGCCUGUAAACUGGCAAAUAUACAUGACACCAUCGUCGAUCUUCCCCAAGGCUACGAUACCGAGUGUGGCUCGAACGGCAACCAGCUGUCUGGUGGUCAGCGUCAACGUUUAUCUAUCGCACGAGCUCUUGUACGGAAGCCAAAGUUGCUGCUACUAGAUGAGAGUACGAGCGCACUCGACGCAGAGAGCGAGAAGGCUUUGGAGCAAGGCCUCGAGCGGGCUGUCAAGGGCCACGGCGUGACAGUUAUUGCAAUCGCCCAUCGACUGAGGACGAUCGCCAGAGCUGAUGUUAUUUUCCUCGUCGAAGCAGGUAAGGUAGUAGAUCAAGGACGCCACGAGGAAUUGGUGCAGCGUAGUGAGAGUUACCGUGUCAAUGCUCUCCACCAGAUGCUGGGUUGA